AUGUCUAAUAAUCAACACGAUCCUUCCACAAGCAACAUUGAAAAUCAAACCAAAGACCCACUCCAACAUGAAGUUGCAUCAACACAACAACCCAGUGUGAGCACGAGUUUAAACUCUCAAAGAAGAGAAACAGAACAGUUGGAAGUCAUGCAAUUCUUAGAGAUGGAAGAUGUCCUCUCAAAGAUGGAUAAACAAAUAGAAUUCAACCACUCAACUCUACCUCAGCAGCAACAGCAAACAUUUAACAACACUUCAUCGCAAAAUAAUUCACACAGACAUAGUAAAACAGUUCAACAACAAGAAAACCAAACAACAAUACCCAUUCAGAAAGUAAUCCAAUCCAAGACAGAGGAUACUUGCUAUCAACAUGUUGCUUCAUUACUGGUCAACUUGAACGAUAUCAAAGUUAGUUUUGAUAUCAUGCUAGGCAGUUCACUUUCAAAACAACGAUUACUUUCUGAGGUUAACAGUACAAUGAAAGUGGUGAGCAAAGAAUUGGAUGCUCUGAUAUUGGACAUUCCAUCGUACAAUAAGGUCAAUAACUUAUCUAGAGAAUCAAUCAUACCAAUGCUGAGGAAGAAUUUCAAUGAUUUUCAAACUGUUCAAACCAUAAUGUUCAAUAAUGUUGUGAAUAAUGUUAAAGAUUUCAACUUUUACAAGUUCAAUUACCUUACUCAACUGCAAAUACUUGUUAAUAGCUUGGGAGAUCCAUUAAUUAUUGCUGAUAGAGCUGCGUAUAAUGAAGAUGUGUACAUGAAUUAUAGUGCCGGUGUUAAUUUAAUUCUAGUUUCGAUUACAUUACUAAUCAUUGUUCCAGUAAUGGUAAUUGUUUUAAUUAUUACUAUUGGAAGAGAUAAUUUAUUUAUGGAUAAGUUGAAAAAAGCAGAUGCACAUGUUAUUAUAGAGGUAAUGGAAGAUGAUCGCUUACAUAUUUUAUUUAAGGAAUUCUGCAAACUAAAUAAUCAAUAUUCUAAAGUUCUAUUUUUGGAGAAGGUAAUGUUGUACAAGGAACAAUGUGAGAAAGUUUAUGAUUUGCAUGAUCAAAUCGAAUCUCUAUCAGAUGUUUCAGGAGGUGAAGCUAGUAAAAGUCUCAGCCAUGAGGUUGACAUUUUGGAAGCAAAGAAAUUCGAAUUGGCAUUCGAAAUCAUAACUGAAUUCCUUGAUAAUGACAGUGAAUCAUUCUUGGGAGUGAAAUUACUAGGUGGUAAAAGAGAUAUUGAAAAAGUUAAAAAGACUUUUGAUGAAAAAUCAAUGAAUUUACCAGACAAACUUUUCAAAUCACUCCAAACUAAUGUCGCAGUUUACUUGUUACAAACCCACAAACUAUUCCAAGCUCAACAACGGAGAAAUAGAGAAGAACGUAAAAAGAAUCGUCUGCUAAAACUUCAAAAACACAAAUAA
Messenger RNA from Naegleria gruberi, 1401 nucleotides. RefSeq lists its product as uncharacterized. Bases 1 to 1401 code for a protein of 466 amino acids. The transcript is spliced from 2 exons. NCBI's taxonomy places the organism in Eukaryota, Heterolobosea, Eutetramitea, Acrasida, Naegleriidae. The record is from RefSeq and is a predicted model, not a curated record.